This is a messenger RNA of Camellia sinensis, 913 nucleotides long. RefSeq lists its product as uncharacterized. The record is from RefSeq and is a predicted model, not a curated record. NCBI's taxonomy places the organism in Eukaryota, Viridiplantae, Streptophyta, Magnoliopsida, Ericales, Theaceae.
AAAAAACCAUCUCAACCAAAUGGCACAAUUGACUCUCUCCUCCAUUUUACUCUUCUGCUUCUUCUUCGUUCUCAAUCGAACCGGUCCGAUCGUGGAUGCCCAGGUCACAACCCCGGCCAAGUUCGAUGGGUUCGUGUACAAGAACCGCCCGGUCAGCAUCGACUCGAUCAUGAUCGAGGCAUUCUUCGACCCGGUCUGCCCUGACAGCAGAGACUCUUGGCCUCCUCUCAAGCAAGCCCUCGAUUUCUAUGGCCCUCGUGUCUCCCUCAUCGUUCACCCUUUUGCUUUACCUUACCAUGAUAAUGCUUUCGUUUCUUCUCGUGCAUUGCAUAUUAUAAAUAAGCUGAACACUUCUGCCACAUAUGACUUGUUGGAGUUGUUCUUUAAGCAGCAGGAGGAGUUCUACAACCAACAAACCUUCAACAUGUCUAGGGCGUCUAUUGUUCAACAUAUUGUGAAAUUGGCAACCAAAGCAGUUGGUAACUCCUACCAUUCUGCAGUUGAAUCUGGCUUUACUGACAGGAAAACUGAUCUCAUGACAAGGGUUUCGUUCAAGUAUGGUUGUUCAAGAGGGGUGUUUGGAACGCCUUUUUUCUUUGUGAAUGGGUUUGCAUUGCCUACUGCUGGCCCAACUUUGGACUACAGUCAAUGGAGAGGCCUCAUUGAUCCAUUGAUAACAAAACAUGAAGAGGGUGAAGAACGUAUACACUUUGUCUGAUGAAGAACUCGUUUUUGUGCAUUGGAAUGAAAACUUGUGGAGAGUUGAAUGUUGUGAAACUUUAGGUAGCGAUUGGUAGAGUUUUGUAAAUGUGAUUUGAGAGUAUGAGUUGUAUUUUGAGUUUGUGUGUUGUGAAAUUAUGAUUUGAGUGUAGAAAAUCUGUUUGGUAAAGAGUUUUGAAAAUAGUUUUGAAAA